Messenger RNA from Pipistrellus nathusii (Nathusius's pipistrelle), 1812 nucleotides. The record is from the annotation of a GenBank genome assembly. Lineage: Eukaryota; Metazoa; Chordata; Mammalia; Chiroptera; Vespertilionidae.
AUGCAGAGCUCUCUCCCCGGGGGCCAGGUCAGCCCCCCUGCCCUGGACACGCUUAGCCUGGUGGACCGGAGCCCAGGAGAUGCAGGGACCUCCAGCCCCGCCCCCGCCGUGGACCCCUGGGCCCUCCCCCAGCUGAAGGACACGGGCCAGCCCUGGAGAGAGCUCGGUGCGGCCGGCAGGGCCCGGCGCGUGCUGCUCGGCUUCCUCAAGGCCUGCGGGCUCCUGGGCAGCCUCUACCUCUUCGUCUGCUCCCUGGACAUCCUCAGCUCCGCCUUCCAGCUGCUGGGCAGCAAGGUGGCGGGGGACAUCUUCAAGGACAACGCGGUGCUGUCCAACCCCGUGGCCGGGCUGGUCAUCGGCGUGCUGGUCACCGUGCUGGUCCAGAGCUCCAGCACGUCCUCCUCCAUCGUGGUCAGCAUGGUGGCCUCCAACUUGCUGCGCGUCCGGGAGUCCGUGCCCAUCGUCAUGGGGGUCAACGUGGGCACCUCCAUCACCAGCACGCUGGUCUCCAUGGCGCAGUCGGGGGACCGGGACGAGUUCCGGAGGGCCUUCGGCGGCUCCGCCGUGCACGGCAUCUUCAACUGGCUCACCGUGCUGGUCCUGCUGCCGCUGGAGAGCGCCCUGGCCCCGCUGGAGCGGCUCAGCGAGCUGGCCCUGCGGGCAACCAGCCUGGAGCCCGGGGCGCAGGCACCCGACAUCCUCAAGGUGCUGACGCAGCCGCUCACCCACCUCAUCGUGCAGCUGGACGCUGACGCGAUCGCCAACAGCGCCACGCACAACGCCACCAACGGCAGCCUCAUCAAGCACUGGUGUGGCGCCAGGGAGCCCGCGAUCCCAGGGAACAGCAGCGACUGUGGGGCGGCGACCCCGGGCCCCUGCCCCGAGACCAACGGCUGGACCACCGCGGAGCAGCUGCCUUGCCACCACCUGUUCUCGGGCACGGCGCUCUCGGACCUGGCCGUGGGCCUCAUCCUGCUGGCCGGCUCCCUGCUGGUCCUCUGCUCCUGCCUUGUGCUCGUCGUCAAGCUGCUCAACUCGCUGCUGCGCGGCCGCAUCGCCCAGGCCGUGCGCGCCGUCAUCAACGCCGACUUCCCCUUCCCGUUCGGCUGGCUCAGCGGCUACCUGGCCAUCCUGGUGGGCGCCGGCAUGACCUUCGUGCUGCAGAGCAGCAGCGUCUUCACGGCCGCCAUUGUGCCGCUCAUGGGCGUGGGGGUGAUCAGCCUGGAGCGGGCCUACCCCCUCUUGCUGGGCUCCAACAUCGGCACCACCACCACGGCUCUGCUGGCCGCCCUGGCCAGCCCCCCGAGAAUGCUGCCCAGCGCGCUCCAGGUGGCCCUGAUCCACUUCCUCUUCAACGCGGCCGGGCUCCUGCUGUGGUACGCGGCGCCCCCGCUGCGGCUGCCCAUCCCGCUGGCCCGGCGCUUCGGGGACCUGACGGCCCGCUUCCGCUGGGUGGCGGCGGCCUACCUGCUGCUCAGCUUCCUGCUGCUGCCGCUCGCCGCCUUCGGGCUCUCGCUGGCGGGGCCGGCGGCGCUGGCGGGGGUGGCGGGGCCGCCGCUGGCGCUGCUGCUGCUCGCCGCCCUGGUCACCGCGCUGCAGCGGCGCCGGCCGGCCUGGCUGCCCCGCGCGCUGCGCUCCUGGGCCUGGCUGCCCCGCCCGCUGCGCUCGCUGCAGCCCUGGGACCGCCUGCUGCGGCGCUGCUGCCCCCGCGGGCCCGCGCCCGCCGCCGCCAAGGGGGGCCGCUGCUACGACAACCCCCAGAGCCCCGGGAGCCCCGGGGGCCCCGCGGUGCUGGCCUCCCAGCGGCUGUGA